Messenger RNA from Fusarium sp. VM40, 642 nucleotides. NCBI's taxonomy places the organism in Eukaryota, Fungi, Ascomycota, Sordariomycetes, Hypocreales, Nectriaceae. The record is from the annotation of a GenBank genome assembly.
AUGUCCCUCCGCCUACUCCCUGCGAGAGCAGUUGUCGCGCGCUCAUCGGCUUCCAUCUCAAAUGUCACCAACCUCACUUGCGCCUCAAGACCACUGCGCCGCUCCUUCAUCACCCUCCCCUCUGCCGAACCUCAGAGGCUGACCGCCAAUCGCACCCUUCCAUAUCCCACCGAACCUCUUUACGAUCUCAUUGCCGACAUCGACUCAUAUUCUUCUUUCGUCCCGUACUGCUCUCGCUCCCGAGUAACUCGCUGGACCAAUCCCGACCCCGCGACUGGUCAUCGCUACCCCACACUGGCCGAUCUCCACGUCGGCUGGGGAGGAUUUGACGAGGUCUUUACAAGUCGAUUGCGCUGCAUCCCUGGCGAGUCUGUCGAGGCUGUCAGUGGAGAGACUGUCCCGGGAGGUACAGGGCCUGACGCAUCGACCGUCUUCCGGAGCCUUGUAACACGCUGGUCCGUAAGGCCAAUUGCUGGGCCACCCUCGCCACGAACUGAGGUCCACCUUGCAAUUGACUUUCAGUUCACAAACCCUCUCUACGGCGCAGUGAGUGCGGCUGUGUCCGAUAAAGUAGCAGGCAUGAUGAUUGAAGCUUUCGAGAAGCGAGCCUUAGAGAAAUUGGGCUCUCAGCGGAAGCUUUAG